Molecule: messenger RNA, 266 nt
Organism: Antrostomus carolinensis (chuck-will's-widow)
Lineage: Eukaryota; Metazoa; Chordata; Aves; Caprimulgiformes; Caprimulgidae
Gene: NMB
Product: neuromedin B
Exons: 2
Biological process (GO): positive regulation of hormone secretion; neuropeptide signaling pathway
Cellular component (GO): neuron projection
Molecular function (GO): neuropeptide hormone activity; neuromedin B receptor binding
Source: RefSeq, a predicted model, not a curated record
AACCCCCGCGGCAACCUCUGGGCCACAGGUCACUUCAUGGGGAAGAAGAGUGUCACAGGCUCUCCACGCCUGGAGUCACCGGAGGAACCUGCUGUGCCAAUGGUCUUUGGUCCCUCCCUCAGAGCCUUGCUGGAGGACAUGAUGGAACUGCUUACCCGUGAGCUCCUGAAAAUCCUCUUGCAAGAGAGACUUUUGGAUGAGAACCAAGGAAAAUAUGACCUCAAUGACCAGGUGAAUAUUGACGAAGAUGGAGGGGGUUGCUCAGA